Molecule: messenger RNA, 2295 nt
Organism: Marchantia polymorpha subsp. ruderalis
Lineage: Eukaryota; Viridiplantae; Streptophyta; Marchantiopsida; Marchantiales; Marchantiaceae
Source: the annotation of a GenBank genome assembly
CCCUAUACAACUUUCUGAAAUCACCAAGACGUUCAUCCUUGAACGUGCGAGCAUCCUUCAGAUGAUAGCCAUUACUAGCACAGUCUUACUGAUCUGACUCAGGCAAUGAUGUGUGACUACAAUUCUCGAAUCGUCUCGCUUUCAUGAGCUUUGGGGGCCUAGCAGCCACACCGUAUCGUGCUGCAGCCGAGGCUGAUUUCAGCCACUAGGAGGAGAAUCCCACAUGCCGGAUCUCCCGCGGUUUAUAGCUACCGAAAUAGGCGGAGGUCAUGUUCAUGUCGAUGUUUUUUGACAGCUGCUGGAGCGAAUUCAUGCGGUCCAUGGUUCUACGGAGCUCUUCGGCGGGUGAUCCUGUUUCGACGCUUUCUGGCCCCGCCCCGACCCAUGUUAAAGGUGAUGGAUCGUUCCUUUGUGCACGAAUUUUGUGCAUGAGAUCCCCAACAGUUUCAAACGCAAUCCUUCCUUCGAUAUUGAUAUCUAGCCAGCAUCGAAGAUUCUGCUGAGCAAGCUCAAGGAACGGAAGGUUGUCACAAAUUACCUUCUCUGAGAAUUAGAGGCUACCUGGGACAUAGACUUUGCCCCAGAGAGCAAGCUCGAUCCAUCGGGUUGCAGCUGCUCUGCGCACAUGCCAAUUUUGAGUGAACUGAGACCCGGAGCACUCGAAAAGUACGCAGCAAUCCUUCGCUCAUGCUGAACACACUGCUCUUCCCAGGGCCGGCCUCGGUUCCACCCGAAAUGUGGAUCCUACCGACAAUCGCCACUUUCAGGAAACUUCUCUCGCAUCCUGCACAAGUUUUAUAGCCACCGUCGUCCAAGUUUAGAUCUGAACUCUGAGUCUCGGCUCACACACAUCUUCCGGAAAGGUUUUGACACCCACCGAUGAUGGCCCGACCGAGAACAUUGACAGCGCUUCUGAGCACAAUCUUCGUAGCCAUCCUGCAAGUGUCGGUCGAUGCAGCGACCUGGAUGGUAGGAGAUGAUCUGGGCUCUUGGACAGUCCCCGCUACCUCCAAUGACCUCAACUACACUGCCUGGGCUGAAGCAAGGAACAUCAGAUUCGCCGACCAGCUUUUUUUCAACUAUUCCAAUAGGACACAUUCUGUCCUUCUCGUGAAUUCGUCGAGCUUCGACACAUGCCUGUUCAUAGAUCCCAUCGAGACCUUCAGGUCCGGUCAUGACAACAUCACUCUUGCAAUGCUCGGCGUUCGGGACUAUUACUUCAUCUGCGGAGAACCUUCAAUGUGUUUUCUCGAGCAAAAACUGCACGUCAGUCUCGUCGGAGAUGUCCCUUCCGCACCACCAAGUCUUCUGGCACCACCACCACCAUCUCUACAUUCUGGUGCACCUUCGAUUCUUCACGUGGCUCGCUCCAUGGCAUCGUCUGUGAUGGCGACGUCCAUCGCAGUCUUCGUCAUGACCAGAUGAUAGUGCGCAUGUACACUACGGACAUGACUGCUGGGCCAGUCAUCCGGUCGUUAGCCUUGGUCUGAUUUAAGGCCAGGGAAGCCUCGAAAUCCCAUUUCUCAUGAACUGCUCGGCAAUCUCAUGACAUAGAUGCCGUAGUCAGGGAUGAGGGCAACUCAUUAUUUUGUACAAUAUGGUCAGAAGUGCGACGCCUUUCGACGCUUUGUAGAGUCCUCAUAUCUUAGAAACCUCACGUCUGUAAUUAACAGUUCUCAUAAGAGAUCAUUGAAAUCUAACCAUGUGCUCUGAGUUGUUCAGCCGAAGGUGUGUUGGUUUCUAUGUCAACUAUCCCAUUUUGUGCAAACAUCUUCGACGUCUGCUAUACAAGAUAGCUGCCGUAAUUCAAUCAGUGUUCAGUACCUGGUGAUGAGGAUUCAAGGCAGAUCCAUGAGGGUCUAGAUCACUGAAAGGAAUAAGGAGGACGAAAAUUAUUGAAUCCAUCAGAUUCAGGGUAGCUGGGAAUAAAAAGGCGAAUCGUUUGAGUGCUUCGCCUACUUCAGUUUCGUGACCGAGCUUGCCUUCGAAGAUUCUCUUCUACGUGCCAGGAGCAGGAAGAGUGAUGUGUGAAACUAUUUAUGUUGUUUCUCAGAACCGACUUUCCGAUUGCGUUUUGCCUCCCUUCGAAUGAGAUCCUGAAGAUGGACCACCAUCAGCACGAGCUGAGGUUUCUUUCGAGCUGUCUCGGCGUCGUGGGUCCGCUCUUUCAUUCCGUAGCUUCGGCCAUGGAUUUAAUGAAACAUAAUGAUGAAGUUUAUGAAGUUAUGAUGAGACCUUCGCACUCAAAUCCAGGAGACUGAUGUAUCAUAAGAAUGUUGUCCUCGACGCACCACU